GACAGCGCUACGUUUCAUUCAUUUGUGAAGUAGAUAGUGUGAACUUGUGAGUUGUGUUGUGAGUGGAUAUAUUAAGACUUUCAUCUAGUUAUUAGUGGAUUUCUAAUUAAACCUACUAUUGAUAAAUCAUCAAAAUGGGAAAGGAUUAUUACAAAAUAUUGGGUCUUUCGAAAGGAGCGACAGAUGACGAGAUCAAAAAAGCUUAUAGAAAAUUAGCACUAAAAUACCAUCCGGAUAAAAAUAAAGCCCCCGGGGCAGAGGAAAGGUUUAAAGAAGUAGCGGAAGCUUACGAAGUACUGUCGGACAAGAAAAAGCGCGAAAUCUAUGAUGCUCACGGGGAGGAAGGACUUAAGGGAGGAAUGGGUGGACAGAAUGGACCAGGAGGUGGCCAGUCGUUUUCGUACACGUUCCAUGGAGAUCCGAGGGCGACCUUUGCACAGUUCUUUGGUUCAGCGAGCCCGUUCCAAGCAUUCUUCGAUCUGAACGGCACAGGUGGAACGACGAUGUUUUUCGACCGCGACAUGGAUGUUGACAUGGACCCGUUCGCGAACAUGGGUAUGGGACAAGCAAGACCAGGUGGCCCCGGUGGCGCCUUCAGAAGUCACAGUUUCAAUUUCCACGGGUCUCCUAACAGAAAAGAGAAGACUCAGGAUCCGCCAAUAGAACAUGAUUUAUACGUGUCGCUUGAAGAUAUUUCCCGUGGUUGCGUAAAGAAAAUGAAGAUAUCUCGUCGUGUCAUCCAACCAGAUGGUACAUCGAAAAAGGAAGACAAAGUGUUGACCAUCCAUGUAAAACCUGGUUGGAAAGCCGGUACAAAAAUAACGUUCCAGAAAGAGGGUGACCAAGGGAGAAACAAGAUCCCAGCUGAUAUAGUGUUUUACAUUAGAGACAAACCUAAUCCAUUGUUCAAGCGAGAAGGCAGUGACAUCAGAUAUACAGCCAAAGUUUCACUCAAACAGGCUCUUUGUGGGACAAUAAUUGAAGUGCCAACCAUGUCUGGAGAAAAACUGACUGUCAACCUUCAAGGUGAAGUGGUGAAGCCAUACACUGUGAAACGAUUCCCUGGUUAUGGACUUCCAUUCCCUAAGGAACCUACAAGGAAAGGUGAUCUGCUUGUUGCAUUUGACAUCAAAUUCCCAGACCGCCUGAGUUCAGGAGUGAAAGAAAUCCUCAUGGAUACAUUACCAAAUUAAAAUAUUGAAGACUUGGAAAUCUCAUUAAUGACUUAGGAGUAUUGUAGCCCAUUUGAUCAUGAGGACUGCACUUUAAAGCUCAACUGUUACAAUGGGACAUUCCUAUUAGGUUUUCAAUAUAAAACUUACUCAUUUUAUGUUUGGGAGGACAAGAGUAAGUCGAGAGUUGUUGCAGAAACUACAUUCUGGUAAUGAGCACACUCAUAUAUAAUGCUCACUAUCCUCUGCAUAAUAACUCUGACUAUUAAUAUACAGAUUCUAUUCUUCUUUGAGUAAGAUGCUCUGCAUUAUAGAAAAAGAGAUAAUUAAUUUAUUGACAAAUAUUGUCUGUUUAUGAUAGUUAACAGAAUUAGCUAAUCUUGAGUGUCUGAGAUUUUUCAUGCGUUUUAGGAUGAAAAGUGGAAUGGUUGUGAAAGUUUAUUCCGAGUGUAUUAUUUAAUUUUGUAAGAUGUAAAUAUUUAAGUUGUGUAAAUAUUUUGAUUAGGGCAGUGAUUGUAAGUUUUAGGUUCAAUAUUUCAUACUGAAAUAAAACUGACAAUUGUAGUUUCCAAUUAACAUUGAUUCAAAUACCUAAUUGCAAAAGUUGUAUAUGUAGUAUAGUAUUUUAAAGACUGUAAUCCUCUAUUCAUUGUUUGAUUGACAAAUAUAAACUUAUCACUUAUAAUUACU
Molecule: messenger RNA, 1862 nt
Organism: Vanessa atalanta (red admiral)
Lineage: Eukaryota; Metazoa; Arthropoda; Insecta; Lepidoptera; Nymphalidae
Gene: DnaJ-5
Product: dnaJ protein homolog 1
Exons: 3
Coding region: 135-1193 (352 amino acids)
Biological process (GO): negative regulation of transcription by RNA polymerase II
Cellular component (GO): cytosol
Molecular function (GO): protein-folding chaperone binding
Source: RefSeq, a predicted model, not a curated record